UCUCUUGCUUUCGUAAAUAAACAUUUUAAAAGAAGUAGAGAUAGAAAAUGGAUUUCUGGGAUCAGGAUUACUUCAGAGCUGCCAAGAUAACGACAUCACUGGUUGGACAGUGGCCACUCCAAACCUCGAAGGAGCUCAUUUACCGCCGUGGAGCAAUCUUCAUUCUAGUUCUUCUCCUUUUAAUACCCAGGAUCAGAGCUGUCAUCCUCUACGGUGACGAUCCUGAAGUUGUCCUCAGUGCUACUAGUCCUCUCAUAAUUGAUGCUGUAUUCGUAAUCAAAAUCAUCAUCAAUUCGUGUAAUCUAGAAAGGAUGAAGAAUCUCUUCAAGAAGUUUUACGAAAACUGGAAGAUUUUAUCGAAGGACGAAUUGAAGAUCCUUCAUUUACACACUGCAGAAGGGAAUAAAGUGUCGAUAAUAUAUCUGGGAUGCGUAUUAGGUAGUGCUGGGUUAUUUCUAACUCAGCCAUUGCAACUGGGUCUUUUGGAGAUAAUCAUGAGGACAAAUGAUACAAUUCGGCGAUUUCCCUCGCCAGUCGACUACGGAUCGAUAAAUGUCGAGAAAUAUUACUGGUGGAUUUGUGUAUCGAUAGCAUUCAUUGGUUUAGUGGUUGCACUUGGAAUCGUCGCUUGUGAUUUACUGUUUUUCAUGUACUCUUAUCAUGUCUUUGGAUUAUUCGCAACACUAGGAUACAUAAUCGAUCAUCUACCAGUUGAUGAUGAUAAUGGAUGGAGUGACGAGAUGUACGUCAAACGUUGCAUUCAAUUGCAUUGUCGUGUCAUUGAAUUUGCCAAAGAACUUGAGGGUCUCUACGUGUGGAGCUUUUUUGGUGUCAUUGGGUUCAAUAUGAUUCUAAUCAGUGUAAUUGGUGUGCAGAUUGUAAUCAGCGUGGGUGCAACCGAAAAAAUCGUUCAAUACGGUUCACUCACUAUUUCACCAUUUGGGCAUCUUUUUGUGGAGUGUCUCAUGGGCCAGCGCCUCAUAGACUACAGUCUUGCUACUCAAGUUUAUAUAUCAAAUGCACAAUGGUACAAAAUGUCCGACAAAGCCCAGAAGAUGAUUAAAUUAUUUCUCCUGAGGAGUCAACUCCCGUGCCAAUUAACCGCAGGAAGAUUUCUGGUCAUGAACUUUGAGACUUUUAACAUGAUUAUACGAACUUCAGCCUCAUACUUCACAGUACUCAUGGCUACACAAUAAACUCCACGAAAUUUAUUUAUUUGUAAUCAAGUACCGAA
This is a messenger RNA of Fopius arisanus, 1234 nucleotides long. RefSeq names its product odorant receptor 67c-like. NCBI's taxonomy places the organism in Eukaryota, Metazoa, Arthropoda, Insecta, Hymenoptera, Braconidae. Gene Ontology annotation, biological process: detection of chemical stimulus involved in sensory perception of smell; sensory perception of smell. Gene Ontology annotation, cellular component: plasma membrane. Gene Ontology annotation, molecular function: olfactory receptor activity; odorant binding. The transcript has 9 exons. The record is from RefSeq and is a predicted model, not a curated record. Bases 48 to 1196 code for a protein of 382 amino acids.